This is a messenger RNA of Strongylocentrotus purpuratus (purple sea urchin), 1889 nucleotides long. Its product is annotated as ras-related and estrogen-regulated growth inhibitor-like. The coding region runs from base 56 to 697 and encodes 213 amino acids. The transcript has 4 exons. Lineage: Eukaryota; Metazoa; Echinodermata; Echinoidea; Camarodonta; Strongylocentrotidae. The record is from RefSeq and is a predicted model, not a curated record. Gene Ontology annotation, molecular function: GTP binding; GTPase activity.
AAUAGCUAAGGACAGAAAGAGGAUUAUUGUAUUUCUUCACACCACCAUCAGAUGAAUGCAUAUCAAGAUGAGUAGGAAUAUAACCCCAUCUAAAUGCUCGGAAUGCAAGCUAGCCGUAUUAGGAAGAUGCAGCGUAGGAAAGUCAGCAACCAUUGUGCGGUACCUGACUAAACGGUUCAUUUGGGAAUACGACCCAACAUUAGAAUUUAUCUACCGCCACCAAACACCCGUCGAUGAUGAGCUCGUUUCCAUGGAGAUCUUAGAUACUGCAGGACAGGAGGUGGAUAGCAUACAGCGAGAAGGUCACGUGAGAUGGGGUGACGGGUUUCUCGUAAUCUACAGUAUCACGGACCGGAAGAGCUUUGAAGAGGUCGUCCAGAUCAAAGGCUUUCUCGACGAGAUCAAGAAAGCGAGGAAUGUAUCCGUCGUCAUCGUCGCUAACAAGUGCGAUCUCGAUCACAUGCGUGAAGUCAGUACUGAGGAAGGCGAGAAGAUGGCUCAAGAACUUGCUUGCGCGUUCUACGAAUCGUCUGCAUGCCGUGGUGAUGAGAGUAUACCCGAAGCCUUUCAUGAACUAUACCGGGAAGUCCGGCGACGACGAGCGAUGGAAGGACACAAGUCCCGAAGGCGGAGCUCCAUUCAACAAAUGAAACAAGUUCUGAAUAAAACACUAACGAAGAUCAACAACAGACAAUGAUAAUCAUCAAGAAUCGCGCCAUUUGUAAAGGAUAUAUAUUUUUUGUUGAUUCCUAUAAAUCUUUCACGAGUACAAAGCGGCGACUUACGUUGUGGUCUCCUGUCGAACUAAAUGAACAGUCGAACUAAAUGACAAGUCGAACUGAGAAUACUUGACAGACAGUCUCCCUUGGUCUAGCAUCAAUCGUCUGUUCUACAAAUAGUAAAAUCAUAUAGGGUCAAAGACAAUGUAAAUGAUGUACGAAGUUCACUGAUGCCGAGGAGGACGAGAGACUCUGCAGCUUCAAUCAUUUGAACAUCUAGAGGAACAGCACUGAUCUUUAUCAUGCAUAUGAAAUGCUGAACUGAAAUGUUUUAAACCGAAUAUGGUUAUUCUUAAACAUGUGAUGUGCAAAAAUAAAAUAUGAGAUUGACAAAAAUGUACUGUUUACAAACCUGUUUAAGCUAAGCAGUAAGCAGGCAGUGUACACCAAAUCUUGCAGUUGUUCGCAUGUCAUGUAUGGAUGAAUUAUUAUCCUUAGUAUGAAACUGUUGUGUUUAAGAGAAAACGGAAGUCAGAAUCCAUUGCGACUUUCCACCAUCACAAAAAUAGCGUUUUGUUGCUAUCGUCUGAUCGCUACCAACAGUAAAAGGGGCGCAUAUGUACUUCGUAACACUGAACAUGUUGUACUAUUAUGUUUGUUUGUUUGGUUUACUGACUGCUAAGAGAACAUGAGCAUGAUUGUAUUUAAGCUACCAGGGGACCGACGGCGAUUUCAAGUCAUAUCCGAGGGACCUUGGUACUGUGGAAUAAUGCCUUACCAAGGGCACUUUACUUCAUCAACUUGGUUUCGAACUCGGAACCUCCUGUGUACGAGACCCCUGCUCUACCACUGAGCCAUCGCACCCCCCCCCCACCCCCACUAAAAGGAAGCAUUACAUUUCAUCAAACAAAAUGUGUUUAAGGAAAUGACUAGAUAAUAAAGAGUUAUUAACGAAAACUCUGUUAAUAAUCAUCAUCAACAAAAUUGGUCUUUUUUUAUUGAGUUUAUCCGAGAAUGCUUCAUAGCUAGAUUCACUUAAUAUUCGUUUGUUCGGAGGAUGAAUAAAUAAACCAGCAAUAAUUUCUAUAUUUGAUCCGAAUGUCGCAAUCAUACACGACAUGAUGGCACGCGGUUCAUUAUUCCCCUCUCACCCCCUCCCCCCCCCCCCCA